Molecule: messenger RNA, 6306 nt
Organism: Thalassophryne amazonica
Lineage: Eukaryota; Metazoa; Chordata; Actinopteri; Batrachoidiformes; Batrachoididae
Gene: atad5a
Product: ATPase family AAA domain containing 5a
Exons: 22
Coding region: 329-5752 (1807 amino acids)
Cellular component (GO): nucleus
Molecular function (GO): DNA clamp unloader activity; ATP binding; ATP hydrolysis activity
Source: RefSeq, a predicted model, not a curated record
GCACGACGGGUCGCGUGCGUGUCAAAGUUCAUCGAUAUUUGGCGCUCUUGGUUCUGGCGCGUUUUUGAAAGAGCACAAUAAAGAAGAUGUUUUUAAUAUUCCGUCUUUUAAUAGUUUGAAAUGUGUCCGCGUAGCUUGUGCGUCUACGUGGCUGACACACGGGAAAUGUUUCGGAGCAGUUUGGUGAACAGCGGAGCUACUUUAACGGUAGCGUUUAGCAAACAGUGCUAGCUUGUUUUCUGUGUCUUUGGUUCACAGCCGGACGUCAAUAAACAGACAAUAACUAAGUGUCCACAUUUUCAAAAUUAUCUCUUGGUUUCUUCAAAUUAUGGCUGGUGUUAUGACGAUGGCGUCUGUCAUUGAGGACUUUGAGACGCAGCCUUGCAAGCCUUCUCGCCAAGAUGGCAGCAGUCCUGUUGUGAAGACGAUCACAAACUACUUCUCUCCCGUCUCUAAGCCUGUGGAAAAACCUUUUUCUCCACCCCGCUCCAACAACAUUAUGGACUACUUUAGCCGCAAAGUUCAGUCUUCUGGGGAGACAACUAGCACACCAGAACAAUAUAAAGGAAACAAUAAAAGGUGUCAGUCAGCAGACAAACACACCAGCCCAGAGGUAGCGGUGAAACGGCCUUUUCAUAAACGUGCUAGAAAGGCCAGCAAAGCUGUCAGGACACUUAUUGGGCCUGAUGCCAGUAAUUCCAGUGAGGAUGUGAUCUGCUUGAAUGCAGAUGAACCAGGUAGCAGAGACACAGCAGCAGAUACAGUCAGCAGCUGUGCUGUCCUUGGCAGUGACACAGCAGCUCUGCUGGCCCAGCUUAGCGCUGAUGUUUGUGUCAUUGCCGAAAUCUCUGAUAGAAUCAGUGUUGAGCAUACAGAAAAACGUGAUGAAAUUUGUUCUAGGCCUGGGAGCCAUCUCAGACUUACACCAGAAGUGAACAGCAAUGAGGCAUCUCCAGAUCUGCCUUCCAAAUGUAAAGCAAAACUGACAAAAGUAGCUCCACGAAAUCCUCGCAAGAAGCAACAGAAAGAGACAAAACGUUCAGAUCCAGAGGCCAAAGAGGCAGACAAGUCCUUGUGUGAUGACGAUAUGGAGGUCAGCAUUGAUGAAGCCUCUGAGUUAAACAGCAGCACUGUAACCAUCUCGUUUGAGGAUUUUGUGCGGAGCCAAAGUCAGGAUCAUGGUGAAGCGGAAUGUGGCCAAGGAGAUGAAUCAAAAGAGAUAGGAGAGGUUGAAGAGAUGGAAACUAAUCAGUUGAACGUCUCUAAAGAUGAUGAAAACUUAGAUUCUCUGCAAGCGUCUCCAAGAACCCUUACCAUCAAGGCUGAUGUCCACGUCUCUCCCAAACAGGAAGCUGGUACAACCGUAGGAAAGAUUGCUUCCAUCUUCACCAUGAAAAAAGCAACUAAAUCCCUUCCAGAGUUGGAAUCGUCUCCUCACAGAGAGAGAGGACACCAACAUCCUUCUUCCUCUCUGACUGUCAAACGGAAAUCAAAUGUGGUUCUUGAGGAGGAAGAUCUUGAGCUUGCCGUGCUUGAGAGUGAAUCCACACCUAAGUGCAGCGAAGCUGAGAGGAAGCAGUUCAUAGCAGCUUUCAAACAGCCUACCUUAGAUGGAUCCAAAGGCAAGCCCAGUAAGAGCCAGACCAAACAGAAACAACGCGGAGAGAAGACAGUGGAUGAUGCAGAACAGGACGUUAUUCCACUCGCCAAUGAACAAGAAUGUGCUGCUGUUCAAGAAAAGGCAGUAGCUAAAAAGAAGCUAGCAGGAAAAGGCAAAAAGAAGGUGUCAGUAGAAAAGGAAAAAGUCACAGCUUCAGAUGAUGCUGUGGAAGAAACUGUCGAAGCAGUUGUUGUGAUUGACGAUAAGAUGGAUGACCUUCCUGUCACAUCGACUCCACCCACUCCAGCUGUGAGGCGGUCUAGAAGAGUGGCCGGCGUCAAACAAGUAUCUGGGCCUACAACAGAAGAUAAUGUCCCAGAGGCCGGAAGACAGUGUGGCUCAAAGAAGGGUGUGUUACAACUAGACACACCUGUGAAGAUGUCCACUCCAAAAACAAGAAAGUCCAAACAUGGGGUGUUUUCUGCAGAGAUCGUGUGCCCUCCAGACACAAAACAAAGUCCAAUCAGGAUUAAAUUCAGUAGAGUCCAUCGAAAUGUUUCUGUUUCCAAAUCUGCCCAUGGAAGUAAUGUGGACACACUUUCUGCCUCCAAAGAGGCAAAGCUUUCAGAUAACUCUAAGAAAAGGAACCAGGCAAAGAAACUGGUGGAGAAAGCCAAAGCAGUUCAAAAGAGUAAAAGGGCUGCUGUUGAGGUGAAGAGCACCCGAAGGCACUCGUUACGGACUGAGGCCUCUGUCAGGAAGAGUUACUGUGAAGAUGAGGAUUCAGUUAUCUGCAUGGAAGAAGAUGAGUCUCCCUCUGCUUCUGCGGGUCCAGGAAAGAGUCAGUCCCAGAAGGCUUUACGGAGUCUAAAUGAAGUUUUGGGCAAAAACACAAAGGCUCUCCCAGUGGCCCCACUGGUCCAAGAUAAGACUUCCCGUAAGGCCUCAGCCAUAGUGUCCAUCUUUGAUGAAACUGCCAACGAGGCCUCUGAAAACCUCCAGGUCAAUGAAGAGCUCAGGGCACGUAGGGAGUUUUUGAAAAGCGGCCUGCCUGAGUCCUUCAAGAAGCAGAUAGCCAAGACUGCUGCCACUAAAGAGGCCUAUUCUCUGUCCUGUUCAACCUUUCAAACUGUUACACACAUAAAGCAGCCAACAACUGAUUGCCCUCUCUGGGGAUUACCAUGGCCUGGGUCUUCUUUGCUGCAUCAUCUGAGAGAGACUUGGUGUCAAACAUUUAGUCCACUUCCAUCUCUGAGUGGUGGCUUUGCCUUGAAGACAAAACCAGCCUGUAGAACAUUUUGCCAAAGAGGUUCUGGUUGGAGGUCUGAAUUUUCUGAAAGUCUUCGUCUUCUUCUCAUGGAGGAAAUCGGUGCAUCUAACACUUCCUUCCCUGUUCAGUUGUUCUUCACUCGCCUUCAGAAGAGACGCAGUGACCAUCUGCAGCUUUGCACAACCUCAGAGGCUGUGACCAAAGACACAAAAACGCAAGUGUCUGCAGAACCAGCCAGAGGGAAGAGGAAGAGGAUGGGAGAAGAAACAUCAGUGAAGUUGUCUAAGAAACAGAGGUCCGAUUAUUCCGAGGAAAAUCUUGCCACAUUAGAGGUAGACUCCAAAAGAAGAGGAGGCCGCACGAGACGAUCCCGGAGACUUGAAGAGGACAAGGUGAAAGAGAGCGCUGAGAUUGUACUUCAGGCUACUCCUGUAUCUUGUGAAGAUGACUCUGUGGUCAUCUUGGAUGAUGCGGUCUUGGGUGGUGAUACUGAGAAACAAGAUGUGAUGACGGAAGAUGUGCUGUGGACGGACAAGUAUCGACCACACCACUCCACUGAAAUUAUCGGCAAUGCCACCGCCGUCAAGAAGCUGUACAAUUGGCUAAAGGAGUGGAAACUCUGUGUAGACCAAGAAGAGAAGAAAAAGCAGAAAGUCAACAAACAAGAGGAAGGCAAUAAUGAUUCUGACUGGGAGUGUGAAGAAGAGGUCUCUCGGGAUGAUAAGGACACUCUGUGUAAUACUCUGCUCAUCACAGGACCCACAGGCGUAGGAAAGACUGCUGCAGUCUACGCUUGUGCCCAGGAGCUUGGCUUCAAGGUAUUUGAAGUGAACGCCUCCUCUCAGCGCAGUGGUCGUCUCAUUCUGUCCCAGCUGAAGGAAGCUACUCAGUCCCACCAAGUGGACAGUCAGGGUGUCAAUGUCCACAAACCCACUUAUUUCAACAGCCAAGGAACUUGCAGCAGUGUUGGUGCAGUGCGACCGGGAUCGUCUCCUCGGAAGACAAAGUUACCCCGUCAAGUUGUUUCUUCUCCCGUAAAACAAGCAAAAUCACCAAGGAGCACAAAAAGAGGAAACCUGACCCCCACGUCCUUAGCCACUUUCUUUAAAACUGGUCGACCCACGAAUAAGGAGCCACCUGACAAUAAGACUGAACAAACAGUUAUUCCCAAGAAGUCCAUAAAAGCAAACUCUGGUGCUUCUAAUGCCACAUCACCAAAAUCCACAACACUUAAGGAGAAUGAUGAAGAACAGAGCAAGAAGACAGCCACCUCGCUUAUCCUGUUUGAAGAGGUGGAUGUUAUUUUUGACGAUGACGCCGGCUUCCUGGCUGCUAUCAAGACAUUCAUGACCACCACAAAGAGGCCAGUCAUCCUCACUACCAGCGAUGCUGCUUUCAGCACCGUGUUUGACGGCAUCUUUGAAGAAAUCCAUUUCAAAACACCUUCAUUGUGUGACAUCAGCAGCUACCUUCAGCUGUUGUGCCUGGCUGAGGACAUGAGGACAGACCCAAAGGACAUCAGCUCUUUGCUCGCUCUCAACAGCUGUGACAUCAGGCGGACUUUACUACAACUGCAGUUCUGGGCUCGCAGUGCAGGGGGCCACCGCAUAACUAGGCCACAGUCGUACACCAACACAAAUGAGGCAGCCAACACAACUGUGUGUGACGUAACCGUGCCGACCACUCUGCCAGCAUGUGACACCGGCUGCACAGAGAGCAUGCUGGGCCUCCUGAACACUGAAGCUGAGGCGCACAUCUGGGACUUGCUCAGGAACCACAGUUUGUUGGAGAAAGCGGCAUGCUGGGAGCUUCUAACAGACAGCAGGCGGCGAGGAGUGGACCUGCUCUAUGCCAACAUGGAGAUGCUCCUACCAUUACCCCUCACACAUUUCACCCACAAACCGAAGUACAGUGUCUCACUAUCACCAGACCAUCCUGCCAAACCAGCAGAUCUUCCAUCCACCUGUCCACUGUCCGAAUCCCUGUCAUCACAGGUAGAGAUUUUGCGCACUGCACAGUCUGCUGAGAGCUCAGAUGAUGGGAGUCCGAUUAAAGUGUCCAACCGAAUGAGGAAGAGCAAGAGACGACACUGUGUACUCGAUCAACAUGGACUGUUUUCUGGGUCGGACUCCGAAGACGGCUUUCUCUCUCUCUAUAAGCCACUGGCGGCUCCUCGGGCAAAGGAAGAAGUCAAAGAGAAAUGUGUUUUUGAGUGUGCGAAGAGGAAGUCCUUGACCCCAGAGGAACUGAAACAGAGUCUCCCAGUCGCCCAGUGUCUAGAAUCAAUGUCUUUCUUUCUGGACAACAUGUCCUACCUGGACUCUUCCCUGCUGGGUUGUUAUUUUCCUGUUGCACAGAAAAAAAUGUUACCAGGUUGCUUGGUGGUGAAAGAUGGAAUGACGGAUGAGUCGCGGAUUGAUUGUGACAGUGACAACUGGGUGAGGAGUGAACGUAUGCUGGAGAUCCAGGCUACUGUGGAGGCUCUGAGCUUUCACAAGUGCAGAGUGGCAUUGAUGGAGACCUGGAACAAAGCCCAACAGUUGGAGGGAGAGCUGGGAAAAAACGCUGCCGCUGACCUUGCCUUCCCUGUGGCCCCUCAUGUUGAAGGCUGCAGCUUCACUCAGGGCGGCCCGUGUCACCCUCGGCUGAUCCAGCAGAGGAGAGAAGUGACAGAGAGUCUGAUUUUCAGGGGAGUGUUUGGUACACUUGGAAACAAGCCAGCAGCUGUACUCGACUAUCUUCCAGCCCUCCGCAACAUCUGCAGAUCUGAACAGUUUAAGGAGCAGGGUAAAGUUAAACGAAGGUUCUUGCAUUAUCUUGAUGCAGUCCACCUUGGUCUUGACAAGACCACCCUACAGCACUUGGCAGAUGACUUCCCUUAAAACAGAGACAUCUUUUUGACCGCUCAAAGGCCUUGAAUUCUUUCUUUCUCCCUUCUCCACUUUGAGUCCAUAGGUUUUCACUGAAAAACAUAAACAUACACAUUUGUGGCAUAUUUUUUACUGUUUGAACCAUAAAGACACUGUUCAUCAGUGUCACCUUAAUUGUUGUCUGUCUUAAUUCCAUCUACAUUGUAUAUUUUUCACACAACUAAAUCUCACUCCCACAUGGGUGUGUAUUCUGACACUUCUGGUGCUCCUACAGAAUGCACGAAUUGUCUUUAUAAACUAUUUUUGCAUUGUACAGUGUAAGUGGUGGUCUAUUUGGUCAUUGUACAGUAGAAUUUAUAGCAUUAUGUAUCACUUUUUGCAAAGUUUUUCUUCAAGUAGCAGUAUGGGCCAUUAAUACUUUGCAAGAUCAUCAUGUAAAAUAGAAUUUGUAUUGUGAAUGCUGAAUAUAUAUAUUGUUAAUCACACAAAGUACUAUUGAUGCAUUCAUGAAUUUUGAUUUGUUCACCUUCACAAAAAAUAGACAUCUUUGGAAACAAAGAUUUUAG